Arachis stenosperma is the source of this 617-nucleotide messenger RNA. RefSeq lists its product as uncharacterized. Gene Ontology annotation, cellular component: mitochondrial inner membrane. Bases 49 to 363 code for a protein of 104 amino acids. The record is from RefSeq and is a predicted model, not a curated record. Lineage: Eukaryota; Viridiplantae; Streptophyta; Magnoliopsida; Fabales; Fabaceae. Gene Ontology annotation, biological process: mitochondrial respiratory chain complex IV assembly. The transcript has 3 exons.
UUUACACUCAUCAUCACCACUAGCAAUUCAUUCCUUCCUCAAACUCUCAUGAAGCCAGCUCAGUGGGUUUCAGAGCAUAAGCUCACUACCAUUGGGGCACUGUGGGCUACAGGUGUUGGAGCAUCACUGAUGGCAUAUGCACGCACAAAGUCUCGUAUGAAACCAAGCCUAAGGCUUAUCCAUGCUAGGUUGAAUGCACAAGCUUUUACUGUAGCAGUUCUAUCAGGUGCAGCUGCAUAUCACUACUAUGCUAAUAUUAAUAACGAUCAGAAUCGUUCUGUUGAUGAGGAUAUUCAAAUUAGACCAUCUUCUUCACCCAAUGUUAAAGAGUUCGUUGAAUGGGACCUACAUUCUCCUUUCUAAAAUUUAUAUAUGCUUCUUCAAUUCGAAUCUAUGUUAUAUUGCUGCAUUUUCGCCAAGAAAUUAAUUACUAACAAGCUUGUCAAGUGUCCUUGUGUAUAUAAGUUCUCUGAGAAUUAAAUCUCUGCAUUAGUUUUAUAAAGUUUCAUUCCUCAAUUGCAUAAUUCCAAGUGUAAUCAUACAAAAUAAAUACAUAAAUAAGGAGGAGGAAGAAGUGAAGUAUAUAUGUAGGAGCAAACUGCAAAUUAAAAUGCUUA